AUGGUUUUUCGACGGGGCUUGAUGCAGGUGGCCUUGCUAAAGGUUACCAUCCUGCUCGUACUGACACAUACUCAAGUCGCCUCCGCAUUUUCAUGGCGCAGUGACCCAAAAGUCAGAUCAGCGCGGGGACAGUUUGCUGGUCUGGCACCGAGCAGUAGCGCAUCGCAGCUCCUCCAGGCCGGCUCGAGGAUACCAAACUCCUACGAAGUGGCGCUGAGCGAACUACAGCAAUUGGAGUCCGAGCCUCUGUGCCACAGGAUAGCCGCGCGGUUACUGGUGAACAAUUGUCAACUACUCGAGGGCAAAGACGAAGCCACCGUCCUCACUGACAGCGGUCGCAAGAUCAGAGACUUCGUCGACUCGUAUGCGGCAAGCCUAGCAAUCUGCGACCUGGAGAGAGGCAGCUUCGUCAUCCCGAGAGAAUGUUCCAAGUUCCGCGAAUCUGCCUUGGGCCAACUCCCCCUCCAAAACACAGCCCAGCUUCACGUCACCUCCCGGGAGAUCGAUGGCUGCCUUGCCGGCCUCGGCGCCUCCGACUCGGCUUGGAACACUUGGGUCAGCUAUCGCCACAAAGCUUUGCGGUUCUGCGAAGCUGCUAGGGCCGAUAAUGACAGAGCCCAAAACAUCCUCCUCUUUCAACGCUUGACACAUAUCAUGAGUAGAUUGGCAGAUGAUGUCGAUGACAAGUUCGACAGACGCAUGAAUGAUCUCGACUUCCGCGCUCAGGCCACCGGCGACAAGAUUGAUAGCUUGUUCCCACACCUUGAUCGACUUCAAGAAGGCCUACUCUCUGCAGAGAAUGUGCUUUCUCGGCAACUCAUGACUGCGCUGAAAACAUCCACCGACUCGGUCAACGCAGGUAUCGACAAUGCGGCGAACUUGCAAAAGAUGCUCGAACUCACGCUUAGGGGCAUUGUGGACAGCCACGCAGAAGCCGCAUCUGUCCACGAGCACUCUUUGCAGACUAUGAACCAGCAAGCUGAGUCUGGCCUCGAGACCAUGAUGAAAGCCAUGGGAGCAGCCUUGGCGACAUCUAUAACACUACACAACCAGAUUGAAAGCUCGCGUCUCCAAGCUGCUCAGCUCGAGUCUCGACAGGACGCCAUCGAGCUGGGUAUGCUGCGGCUCAUUGAUAUCACGGAAAGCCUAUCGACGAGGUACGACGACCAUACACACCUGUUGCAGCAUGCGCAGAACAUGACCAACGAGAUUCUGGACUCACUAGAAGAUACCGUCGCGUCGGCAGCUAUGUCCUGGAGCGAGAUGCUUUCUGCGUACGGCUUCUUACAAUGUGCACCACGGAAGGCCCUACUCGCACUGAGGUCUCUAGCAUGUUACGGCCUCUUACUAGGUUUUGUCGCGCUUUAUUAUCUGCUGUUCUUCUCAUCUUAUGGUCCCAGCGCCCUGCAAUACUCCUAUCAUCGCUCUCGACCCGUGUUCGACAGCUACAAUGAACUGCUCAACGACGUCUCCUCCACGCGCCAUGCGAUAGAUGAUCUUAUCCUGGAUGCCAAGAGGGCCCAGGACCGUCUUCUGCUCGAGCGUUCGCAUGAUGUCGGAACUGCCGCGGCCGGGUACCGGAGUCGUAGAGGGAGGCAUCCUCCGCCAGGCUUCGAUAAGUGGUUCGAAUAUGCAUCCAAGCAUGACGCCACCAUAACCGAGAGGUUCUUCGACCGCAUUGAGCACGAUAUCCGUCCCUUCUGGGCCCAGGACCCAAGAAUCAUAUCCAAACAUGCAGCUAAUGGGGAACACGUCGUGAGAGUCCGUGACGGUGCCGCCUACGGCAUUGGGGAUACCAAAGGGCAUGUGCCGUGGUUACAGCUAUGGACCGGUCUGGUAUCCGAGGCCGCGGCGUGGCUGCCGGACGUGGACAUGCCCAUCAACUACUGGGAUGAAAGCAGGAUCCUGGCCCCCUGGGACGAGAUCAAUUCCUUGGUCACCGAAGCGGAGCGGAACAAGAAGAUCACGCCGACCAAGGACACCGUACGGGAAUUUACGAAGCGGGCGCACCUUGGCGGUGACGAAAAUGUCGAGAUCAGAGAGCCGGAUUGGAUCACAACCGGUGCGUCGAAACUGUGGGAUCUCGCACGGCAGACGUGCCCGCCGGACACACCGGGAUGCAACGUCUCGGCCAUCGAGGACUUCUCGGCACCGCCUAGCUUCCCGACAGACUGGCACCCGCCCUUCUCUGAGAACGGCGGCGCGUUCGUGCAAUGGGCCCGGAUCGAGGUGACGCAGGAGCUCGUGCCCAUGUUUGGCGGGUCCAAGCUCACGAUGAAUAAUGAUAUCCUGAUCCCCGGGGCUAUGUACCUGUCGGGCGAGCUGCGCUACAGCGGCGGCUGGAACCACGGACCGCCCUGGGAACAGAAGAAGGAGGGCGUAGUCUGGCGCGGCGUUGGUUCAGGUGGAAGGCUGCAGGCGGACAACUGGUCCCAUUUCCAGCGCUUUCGACUGGUCCAGAUGCUUAACGGGACGACGGUGUCGGAAUUGGAACAGGGGAAUCGGUCUGCGGCCCCGACUUUUGGGAAUAUGCCGGACGGCAUGCGCAGUUUCUCCUGUCCGGGUCUCAGUCUGGGGGAGUGGCUGCAGGCCCAUUCCGACACAGGGUUCACGUACAUGCAAUGCUUUCCGGAGAACGACUGCGGAUAUCUAGAGCCAUAUUUCAGCAAAGUAGACGCCGUCUCGAUGGCGGACCAGUUCAAAUGGAAAUUCAUGCCUGACGUCGACGGCAACUCGUUCAGUGCGCGGUUCAGGAGUCUGCUGCUGUCGACGUCGUUGCCGCUGAAAAGUACUAUAUUCGCCGAGUGGCACGACGAUCGGUUGGCGCCUUGGGUCCAUUUCGUUCCGCUGGAUAAUAUGCUUAUGGAUCUCUAUGGUGUGUUGGAUUACUUUUUAAAAGAUGAAAAGGGCCAUGCGGCGGCGAGGAUGAUUGCGGAGACGGGUAGACGGUGGGCGGAGAAGGUGCUAAGAAGGGAGGAUAUGUUGCUUUAUGUCUGGAGGCUGCUUCUUGAGUUUGCUAGGGUCUGCGAUGAGAGGAGGCAUAGUCUGGGAUUUGUGGACGACCUCUUGUAA
Anthostomella pinea is the source of this 3072-nucleotide messenger RNA. The record is from the annotation of a GenBank genome assembly. Lineage: Eukaryota; Fungi; Ascomycota; Sordariomycetes; Xylariales; Xylariaceae.